Messenger RNA from Oncorhynchus kisutch (coho salmon), 3635 nucleotides. Its product is annotated as interleukin enhancer-binding factor 3. Gene Ontology annotation, molecular function: double-stranded RNA binding; single-stranded RNA binding. NCBI's taxonomy places the organism in Eukaryota, Metazoa, Chordata, Actinopteri, Salmoniformes, Salmonidae. The record is from RefSeq and is a predicted model, not a curated record. The coding region runs from base 215 to 2980 and encodes 921 amino acids. The transcript is spliced from 20 exons. Gene Ontology annotation, cellular component: precatalytic spliceosome.
AGUUAGCAUAGUUUACCUACACUUCGAUUUUUAAAUUGUAUAUAUUACCUGCACGUUUUUGUGCAACUGCCUGGUAUGUUUACGGAUGUUAGCAAGGUAGUUACCGCAGGGAUGUCACGUGUUGUACAAGCCUGCCGUACGUCACACUAAAGUUUCACCAAAUGUUCUUAUACAAACGCAGGUGUCACACAGGUGGCAGUUAAAAGACAAGCUCAUGGCUAUGGCAGCAGAGCCAGUGCCAGAUGCAGUCUGGGACGAACGCCAGGCCUAUGAAGAGCUCCUGUACUGGGACAGCCUGAUACAGCGAGGCCAUCGCCUGCUACCACACGACUUUGACAGAUAUGAGGAGCUACGCUACUGGUAUGACUGUCUCUGUUACGAAGAGGAGCUGAGGCAGUACGAUGAGUACAUCGCAGCCAUACAGGAGAUUGAGGAGAACCGACCCCAAACUGAGGCCCCUCCGGUGCGCACGCCUCCCAUGCGUAUCUUUGUGAGCGACGACCGCCACAUGAUGGCGAAGCACGCGGCGGUGUACCCAUCUUCUGAGGAGCUGGAGGCGGUGCAGACAGUCAUCUCCCACGUGGAGUGUGCCCUCAAGACCGUCUCCGACCUGCUGGAUGUGGAGGCCGGAGUCGGUGUGGCGCCUGUACCUGUGGAGGGGGCAGAGAAGAGUGAGGUGGCUCCCCCUCCAGAGCGUAUCCUACGUGGGGUGAUGAGGGUGGGCCUGGUGGCCAAGGGCCUGCUGCUGAAGGGAGACAUGGACCUGGAGCUGGUGCUGCUCUGCACUGAGAAACCCACCGUCACCCUGCUCAAGAAGGUGGCUGAGAACCUCUCCACCCAGAUUGAGCUCGUCACAGAGGACAAGUAUGAGGUCACCCAGAUCCCAGAGGAGGCGGAGAUUGUGAUCAAGAGCAUCAAGGAGCCCGUCCUGACCCUAACCAUUCACCUGACCUCCCCCAUGAUACGCAUGGAGGCUGAGCCAGAGGGUGCCGGAGCUACCACCCCCCUGGAGGAACCACCUGGAGAAAAGCUAACGGUCGACAGCGAUGCGCCGGCGGACGUUCUGGACAGGCAGAAAUGCCUAACUGCCUUGGCAUCUCUCCGCCACGCCAAGUGGUUCCAGGCUAAGGUCAACGACCUGAAGUCGGCCGCCAUCGUGAUCCGUAUCAUGAGAGACCUGUGUAACCGCGUCCCCACCUGGGCUCCACUCAGAGGAUGGCCUUUAGAGCUGCUGUGUGAGAAGGCCAUUGGAACAUGCGAUCGGCCAAUGGGAGCAGGAGAGUCUUUCCGCAGAGUUCUUGAGUGCUUGGCGUCUGGAAUCCUGAUGGCCGAUGGUCCGGGUAUCAAGGACCCUUGUGAGAAGGAGAAGGUGGACGCCAUCAGCCACCUGGACACUCAGCAACGUGAGGACAUUACACAGAGUGCCCAGCAUGCCCUAAGGUUGUCUGCGUUCGGACAGCUGUACAAGGUGCUAGGGAUGGAUUCCCUGCCUGCCAGGGAACCAAGGAGGACCAUAGGACCAGGUCUCAGAAACUACGGUUCUCAGAUCCUGGCCAGUUCCACCUACCCUCCCAAGAGACCUCAUGAUGCCGCGGACAAAGGGGGAGAUGACAGCAAGAAGAGGAAGUCUCAGAAGUUCCAGAAAUAUCCAAAAUUUCCUAGGAAGUCGUCCACAGAAGAGAAGCCCGGGGACUCUCCUAUGGCCAUGAACGCCCUGAUGCGUCUCAACCAGCACAAGCCUGGUCUGCAGUACCGUCUGACGGGUCAGAGCGGUCCAGUGCACUUCCCGGUGUUCACCAUGUCUGUAGACGUGGACGGCGAUACAUACGAGGCCUCAGGGCCUUCCAAACGCACCGCCAAACUCCACCUAGCUGCCAAGGUCCUGCAGAAGUUGGGCCUGCCCACUGGGGCGGAUGUGAAGAUUGAACCAGGCGAAGAGGGAGGAGCCAACGUACCAUCCACACCUACAGCAAGUGAUGCGUCCAUGGCAUCUGACGAGAACGGUCCCAUCCUCACUAAGCACGGGAAGAACCCAGUGAUGGAGCUGAACGAGAAGAGACGCAGCCUGAAGUACGAGCUCUCUGCUGAGACCGGGGGCAGCCAUGACAAGUGCUUCGUCAUGGAGGUGGAGGUAGAUGGACAGAAGUUCAAAGGUCGAGGCUCCAACAAGAAGGAGGCCAAAGCCUACGCAGCCUUAGCUGCUUUGGACAAACUUUUCCCAGAGGGGGCGGGGCCCUACUAUAACCCUCACUCUGACCCCAAGAAGAAGAAACCAGUCACAUACACUUCCAUGCAUAUCCCAGGCUUUGGCACUAUUCGAGGCAUUCCAACCGACACGGAGCCUAACAACCGGGGCCGCGGGCGAGGCAGGGGUCGAGGAAAGCCUACGACUGGCAGCAGCUACAACCAAACAAGCUACCGUUAUGGAAGCAGUGCUGGCUCUGGUUAUCACAAUCUGUACAGUAUGGGUGCAACAGAGGCUGCUUCCACAACAACCACCUCCACCGGUGACGCCUCCACAGAGGCAGAUGCCAGCGGCAACACCACCGGCUACGGCACCUUCUACCCCGAAUCAUCCUACACCACACCGGCCAUAACCGCCUCCGCCACCUCAGCUGCCAUGACCGCCCAAGCCCAGGUCGGUGCAUCUUCCCUGGGUGACUACCAGUCGGUGCCCCCUCCCCUGGACCAGCAGAGCCCCUAUAGUUAUGGCUACGGAGGGGAUAAGAAGAGUCUGCUGACUGCAGCUCAGUCUCAAGCCCAACAGACCCAGCAACAGGUGGACUACUCUAUGUACAGUACAGCCUACCCCAGCUCUGUCACCGGUGGCCAAAUGUACAGUUACGGCUACGGCAACCAAUCGAGCUUCAGCAUGUAUGGGAACGCCUCCUCCCAGGGCUAUGGGGCGGCUGCUACUCCCCAGACCCAGCAGACCUCCUACCCCACGGCAUACGGAAACAUGAACUAUCAGUACAAAUAGAGGGUACCACACACACACCACAUCCCUCUCUCAAGCCCCCCACCAACCCUCUAAAGCCUUCCCCCAGAGGAAAAGAAGACCCUCGUGUCUUUCUCUACUUUCAUUAUAUUGAUCUAAUAUUAAUGAAUCCUAAACCCUCAAGUCAUUUUCACCAUCACUUUAUUUCAUAAACCAGACUAUCUAUUUCUUUAUUUACCAUGUGGUAAAUGUAACCUGUGUGUCUAACAAGUAGUUCAGUUCUGUAUAGGGAUUACAAAAAGGAAAUAAUAAUAAUAGCUCUUUCAGGAUGAUGCUUUCUUGGGUCAUUGACUUCUUGUUUUGUUCAAGUUUCUUUCUUUUCUGUUUCUUUUGUACACUUUCUGUUUUUCUGUUGUCAAGCCACCCGAGGUUGAAUGUGAAUGUAAACGGAGAAUCUGUUCUUAUUUCAAAGACUUGUUUUCUUCACAUUUUUAUUUUCGAUUUCAAUUUGAAUCACUGUUAUGUUUUAACUGUUAUUAUAUUAACCAGCAGUGUGGUAAAAAAAAAACAAGUUGACAGUAACUUGGAUUUUUAUGUGAAAGAGCAAUGGAAAUGUGUUAAUUGCUGUUUCAUUGGAAGGUUUCGGUAAAAGGCUUGUAUCUGGUUGUUUGUAAGAAUAAAUUACUUUUAUUUUGGA